CAGGAGCAGCAAGAGCAACCAGCGUACUUACUUCGGCGGCUGUGGAAAGGUCGCCUCUUUUCUUCCUCCCUGUUGUGGAGGGAGGGGAAGGAGAAGGAAACGCGCCAGCUCUCUCGCUCGCCUGGGCAAAGCAACACCGCCUUAGAAUAAAGACGUGUCAGCAGGAUUGCUUGGCCGCCGCCGCCACUGUAGCAGCAGAAUUCACCCAGCCUAAAUUAUUCACGACCGCGUCUCUCCAAGUGCCAGGCGAUGCCCGUCGUCGACAAGCUCCGCCUGGAAGAGGCUUUGCAGGAUAGUCCGCAGACUCGGUCUUUGCUCAGUGUGUUUGAAGAAGAUGCAGGAACACUUACAGAAUACACCAACCAGUUACUUCAAGCAAUGCAACGAGUUUAUGGGGCUCAGAAUGAAAUGUGCCUGGCAACCCAACAGCUCUCCAAGCAGCUGCUUGCAUAUGAAAAACAGAACUUUGCCCUGGGUAAAGGAGAUGAAGAAGUGAUAUCCACCCUUCAGUACUUUUCAAAGGUUGUGGAUGAGCUUAACCUUCUACAUACUGAAUUGGCCAAACAGCUGGCUGACACCAUGGUUCUUCCUAUCAUCCAGUUUCGUGAAAAAGAUCUUACAGAAGUAAGCACUUUAAAGGAUCUCUUCAGCCUUGCAAGCAAUGAACAUGAUGUUUCCAUGGCAAAAUACAGCAGACUACCCAAAAAAAGAGAGAACGAAAAGCUAAAGGCAGAAGUUGCAAAGGAGGUGGCCAGUGCCCGGAGGAAGCAACAUCUUUCCUCGUUGCAGUAUUACUGUGCCUUGAAUGCUUUGCAGUACCGUAAGAGAAUUGCCAUGAUGGAGCCAUUGCUGGGAUACACACGCUCGCAGAUUAAAUUUUUUAAGAUGGGAGCUGAGAUGUUUUCCAGAAAAAUGGACAGCUUUUUGUCAUCUGUUUCAAGCAUGGUUCAAAGUGUUCAGGAAGAAUUGGACACCGAGGCUGAAGCCAUGAGGGUAUCUCAGCAAGAUCUGCUUUCAGUUGGUGAAUCAACGUACACACCUGAUUACGAUGCGGCCUCACCUUUCAUCAACAGAAACCUUAUCCAAAAAGCUGGCUAUCUCAACCUUAGGAACAAAACAGGCCUAGUGACUACAACAUGGGACAGGUUGUACUUCUUCACUCAAGGUGGGAACCUGAUGUGCCAACCCAGGGGAGCUGUAGCUGGGGGACUGAUCCAGGACCUGGACAACUGCUCUGUGAUGGCCGUCGAUUGUGAAGACCGGCGGUACUGCUUUCAGAUCACCACUCCAACAGGAAAGCCGGGCAUAACCCUUCAGGCAGAAAGCAAGAAGGAAUAUGAGGAGUGGAUAUGUGCAAUCAACAACAUCUCCCGGCAGAUCUAUCUUACCGACAAUCCUGAAGCAGUUGCCAUCAAACUAAAUCAGACAGCGCUGCAGGCAGUGACCCCAAUCACAAGCUUUGGGAAAAAGCAGGACACCCUCUCCCCCAGCCAGGAUGUGAAGAAUGUGGAGAUGCUGAAUGACAGGACAGUUCCUAAUGAAGCUGCCAGCAUUCCAGACGCCACUGAGUUAAUUGCACCUGGAACGCCAAUUCAGUUUGACAUUGUACUGCCUGCCACAGAGUUCCUAGAUCAGAACAGGGGUGGCAGGCGCACAAACCCAUUUGGAGAGUCUGAAGAUGGCAAGAAAGAGGAUGAGGCGGAUUCACUCUUGCAGCAGAUGUUCAUAGUCCGCUUUCUUGGAUCGAUGGCAGUCAAAUCCAACCACACAAUGGAAGUGAUCUACGAAGCAAUGAGGCAGGUGCUGGCAGCCCGGGCCAUUCACAACAUCUUCCGUACGACAGAAUCCCACCUCUUGGUCACUAGUAAUGACCUGAAAUUAAUAGAUCCUCAAACCCAAGUUACAAGAACAAGUUUCGAUCUUGCCAACGUGACACAAUUUGCUGCUCAUCAAGAAAACAAGAGGCUGAUUGGGUUUGUGGUUUGCGACUCUGAGUCUCCGGGGGAAGAUUCCAUGAGCGCUUAUGUAUUUGAGAGUAACACCGAAGGGGAAAAGAUUUGCUAUGCAAUAAGCCUAGGGAAGGAAAUCCUUGAGGCUCGGAAGGAUCCAGAAGCACUAGCCCAGUUAAUGUCAUCCAUGCCACUGACCAAUGAUGGAAAAUUCAUGCUGUUGAAUGACCAGUCAGAAGAGGACAACAUUGUACAUGGAGAUGGGCAGGAGGAGUCAGAAGCUUAAGUUGCACUCCCUCUCAGUGGAGGUGGCUAAACUGUGCUCUCAGCUAUGAUCCAACAUGGGUGGAUAUCUUGAGAUAGGAUGAGAGAACUUGAUUUGAAAUAUUUGGAAUGGCAAUCUUUGAAAUCCUCCCAACCAUCAGCAUCAUGUCAUCUGCAACUAGCAUUGAGAAAAGCCUGAUGGCCACCAGCAAAGACUUAAUGCAAGACAUACAUGCAUCAGGGUUCUUCUUGAGAUAUUAAAUCACCUCCUCACCCCAUGUAAUUCUUUUAGGAAUGCAGCAAGUUUGCAAGUCCACCUACUCCCAGUUUUCUACUGCAACCAGGGCUGUGUGUACUCCUUUAACUGCAUAAAUUAUGUGCAUAUGCUUAUUUUGCAUAAUUCUACCUGUGUAGCAAGGAGUUACAUAGGCCACUGAAGCUCCGCCCUCUGGUCCUAGUCAGUGCAUGUACACACAGCACAGACAAGCUACUAUGAUUUCACCAGGCAUGUCUGUCAUCUUAGGCACAACAGACUGAAAUGAGAAGUUAUCAACAAACUGAAUUUUGCCAGGAAUAUACACAGCCCUAAUAAACAUUUUAGUCUUUAUGUAUCAGAGUAACAGUUAAUGUGGAAUGCAUUACCUCUACACAAAGUUGUUUUUAGGCUCCAGUAUACUUUUUAAAAGAGUAGCAGGAACACUAUUUUGAGCUAGGCUGUUUAGAACACUAUUUCAUAAAUACUUUCCUAAUUAAUAUCUAUUUUUAUACUGUAUCUGGAGUAAGCUUUCAAUAUUAAAUCUAAGUGCCUACCAUUUUUGUGCGGACCAUGGUUAUCAUUCUGUAAAGUAGGCAUCUCAGCCCCUUGAGGUAGCAGGAGGACCAGCCGUUAUGCAUUAAGCCCAUCUGAAGUCUCAGCUACUCACUAGGGAUGAACAGCAAUUUCUUUUGGCCAAGUAACUUGUCGGAAGCACCACUCCUAUGAGCCAGGUAGGCUAACUUUUGCACUGAUCUGUAAAGUUGGGUUAGUGCCCCUCUAGGAUUACCAUGGGAACUGGGUCACUCUUAUCCCAGAUGAAGGAUUUCUUCAAAUCUAGAUGUAGGCAGCCUGGCACAUGAAGCACUUCUGCGCCAAGGAAGCAAAGCAGCUUCUAAGGAAACAUUUUUUUUCAGGCAAAGGACCAAUCUAAGCACAUUGUAAGAUCUUACCGCUCAUAAGGCUAGUAAAAAUUGGGAUAUACCACUAUACUGGGACUUGUGGGUUUACUAUUGUCAAUUCAAGUAUCAUGCAAGAACAGAGCCAGCUCUAAUGAAGUUUACCUGAUUUCUCUGGAUGUUUUACAUAAUAUUUGUUUUAAUGUUAACAACUCAACCGUUUAGCAAUAAUGCUAGAUUAAAAUCUUUGAACAAAAUAA
Elgaria multicarinata webbii is the source of this 3625-nucleotide messenger RNA. RefSeq names its product adaptor protein, phosphotyrosine interacting with PH domain and leucine zipper 2 (gene APPL2). Gene Ontology annotation, cellular component: endosome membrane; cytoplasm. NCBI's taxonomy places the organism in Eukaryota, Metazoa, Chordata, Lepidosauria, Squamata, Anguidae. Gene Ontology annotation, biological process: signaling. The record is from RefSeq and is a predicted model, not a curated record. The transcript is spliced from 21 exons. Gene Ontology annotation, molecular function: protein binding. The coding region runs from base 250 to 2235 and encodes 661 amino acids.